Molecule: messenger RNA, 1612 nt
Organism: Anopheles coluzzii
Lineage: Eukaryota; Metazoa; Arthropoda; Insecta; Diptera; Culicidae
Exons: 3
Coding region: 103-1080 (325 amino acids)
Molecular function (GO): signaling receptor activity
Source: RefSeq, a predicted model, not a curated record
UCACUCUCACUCACUCAUUCUCAAUGUCAUACACUACUACUACCCGGGAGAGCGUCGCUUUCAUACGAUCACUACACGCUUCACUUGCUUGCUCACCACACUAUGCGCUUGACAGCGGUACUAACGGCGCUGGUGCUUUCGCACCACCCACCAGAGGGAGCCACCGAUCGGCACUGUGAAGCGAACGCGCGCAAAAUUGUGCACCGGUUUUAUCCACUGCGUCACUGCCAGCGAUCGAAUCGUACCGUGAUCGGGCUCGUUAAUGUACAAUCCGUACGCGAGUGUGCUGACUACGCGCGUGAUAAGCAGGGGCUGGCGUUUAACUUUGCGCCGGUAAAGCGCAACAGCACCAACUGGUACGAUGUGGUUAGAGAGCGGGAGCAAAAUCAAUCGACCGUAUCGUCAUGGAAACCGGCGCCACCGCGCGUUGCUUCGUUUGGGUUUGAAGAUUUCUACAACUGCCACGUACUCGACUGUCCCGAGUAUCGGAACCUGUCGACGAUUGUCAACGACACGCGGUUCGAUUACUACACGCUUUAUGCGCGACUGUUGCCUGCUGGCAAUGCCACCUGUAUACCAUCGAUCGGGAUGUUCCUGUUCGAGGACACGAAGCUAAACUACUCGAAUGCGUACAACGCCUGUGUCAGUGCUGGCGGCAGUCUCGCGCACAUUGCCAGCGAUGCCCGGACGUUUCAGCUGUCUAAGUACAUUGCAAGCCUUCCGGAGACGAAUUAUACGACGAACAACUCCACUGACACCAGCUCUGCAAUUGAGCCACUGUACUAUGUCGGGUUAAACGAGACGGUGAAAAAUCGAUUCUUCACAUCUGCCGACGAGCGGUUGGAUUGUUUCCGCUUUCGCGCGUGGUCUCCUGGCCAUCCAGCGAAUCGCACUUCUCCCAGCUGCGCCGCACUCACCGACGAAGGUUCCUGGAAGGUUUUCAACUGCAAUCGAACCUUACCGUACAUCUGUGAGCUGCACACAUCGGGACCCGCUCUCUACGCACCGAAACUGAAACGAAAAUGCUUCGUCAAGCGUCCCAACAACCGAAUCGCUCCUUCGCGUCGCGUUACAACGUGACAGCACAAAUGAAAGAAACCAUUGCUUAAAUAAGACAUAAAUUUAUUAACUCAUUCUUUUCGGCUCUCGGUGAAGCGAAUCGACUAAUCGAGAACGGCUUCUAGAACGCUUUUCUUUGGCUUUAAAGCUCUGUAUGCAAAACGACGGUCAAAACACGAAAAAACACUGAUUGAUUGAGCAGUGGUACGCUACGCUAAAUAAAUUCAACACGAACACUUCCCGACACAUCGACUCCAAAAACCCACACGAACAGAGCAGCCACACGAUUUUUGUCCUACUUUCUUAACAGCUAUUAUUGAAAUUGAUAAGCGUAUUUUGUUUUGGUUUCAUUGCCGGUUUGCCGCUCCGUCAUUCUGCUACAUGUCAUGUCUUGGGGGGUUUGCUGCUGCUGCUGCUGCUGCUGCUCUCAUAUCUGUGCAGCACGCACACCGUGCUUUAUAAAUAAACACUACUAUAUCGCCACCGAGCCACCGACGCGUCGCUCGUACGGUCGACGAAUGAUUGUGCAGAAACGGGGAUGCUUGGAUUGCAU